CACUUCAAUAAUGCUAAGUUUCAUUUCAAUUCCAUUACAAUAGAUCUCUGCGUUCCUCCACACCAUCUUCGUCUUCAUCUCUACCUAUGUUUCCCUCUCCUUCUCCAUCUCCAUCUCCAAUUUAAUAGAAUUUGAUUUGUGUUCUUAUCUUCGAAUGACAUGGAUUCCAUCUCUAUCUUCAUCUCCUUCUCAAAUUUAUUUGAUGUUCUUCUAUUGAAACGUCGUGGAUUCUGGCACGCACAAGGCGAGCGUUUGUUCUUGAAUGCCAUGGAUUCUGACAUCGCAGUGGAAUCUGAUGUGCACGCUGGAUUUUUUUUCCCCAUCUCCAUCUCCAUUUUCAUCUCAUUUUUUUCUCCAUUUUUAAUGCAAAAUUCUUGUAUUUCUUAUGCAUGCUGGUGCGUAAAAUCCAUCCGGACAUCUUUUGAAAAGAUUUUUUUUAACUUACUUGUUUUGCAAUGGUUUUCAUAUCAAUUUAGCAGUCUUGUGCUUGAAAUCCUCUUGUAAUUUCAGUAUGAAUUUUAUUUUUAAUUUUUUGCCAUUUAGAACAUGGUCCUCAUGUAUUAUGCAUUCUGUGAUCUCCUAGAUUAUGUAUGCAUGUCAUUCUAAUAUGGAAUGCAGAUAUCAUAAUGAUAAG
Cuscuta epithymum is the source of this 634-nucleotide messenger RNA. NCBI's taxonomy places the organism in Eukaryota, Viridiplantae, Streptophyta, Magnoliopsida, Solanales, Convolvulaceae. The record is from the annotation of a GenBank genome assembly.